This is a messenger RNA of Notothenia coriiceps (black rockcod), 5911 nucleotides long. It is a transcript of the gene bod1l1, whose product is annotated as biorientation of chromosomes in cell division 1-like 1. The record is from RefSeq and is a predicted model, not a curated record. Bases 122 to 5137 code for a protein of 1671 amino acids. The transcript has 30 exons. Lineage: Eukaryota; Metazoa; Chordata; Actinopteri; Perciformes; Nototheniidae.
UCGAACUGCACAAACCACAACAGAAGCCUGGGCCGUUCAAGUCGGAUAUAUCCUCAUGUGGUUGUCAUUAUUGCCUAAUUUUAUUUAACCGAGUGCAAGAUAACGCUUACUAGAUUCAGACAUGGCAGGUUUACCGCCCGGAGACCCACAGCUGGUCUCCAUGAUCGUCAAUCAUUUAAAAACUCAGGGUCUCUUCGACCAGUUCAGGAGGGACUGCCUGGCAGACGUUGACACAAAGCCAGCUUACUUGAACCUGAAACAAAGAGUGGACAACUUUGUGUCCAAUCACCUUUCUAACCACACAUGGAGCCCUCAUUUGAACAAGAACCAGCUGAGAAACAACAUCAGACAACUUGUGCUGCAAUCUGGGAUGCUGGAGCAGGGGGUGGACAGGAUUGUGGCCCAGACGGUGGAUCCCAAAGUCAACCAUAUCUUCAGGCCGCAGGUGGAGAGGGUGGUUCGUCAGUUUCUGUUCCCUGGCAGCUGCUCGGAGGAGGAGCCGCCGCCACCACCGCCUUCAGCUGAGAUCAAACCAGACAGCAGCAUUCCUGAGCAAGCCUCGUCAUCUGCUCCAACUACCACGGCAGCCAGCAACGCCAUGUCCAUCCUGGACACCAUAACCUCUCUAAACCAUGAGGCCAGCGUGAGGGCGAGCACCGACAGAGGACGUAGAGAUGAGCCCAUGAUGGGGGAGGAGGGCGAGCAGGACAUGUGUAUUGUUGAGGAAGGGGACAGCCACCAUGAGGACGAGGAAGAGGAGCUGGCUUCAGAGGUUCAGGCUCUAGAAGUGAAGACGGAGGACACGCAGGAAGAGGUGGAUCUGGGAAAAGAGGGGUUAAUAGAGGAGGUGAAGAUGGAAGAGGAGGAGUCAGGAACUCUGGAACAGACCGAAGAGGAGAAGGAUAAAGCUGCAAGCCAAACAACUGGGAAACCCACGGAGGAGAAGCAGGAUGAAGAUCUUCUGAAAUCCCCAAGUCAGGAUAAGCAGAAAGCCAGAGAGAGGAUUAAAGAAGAAUACUUUUUGGAGGACUCGGACCUGGACGGGCUGAGUGACAUCACAGUGAGCUCCGUCCACACCAGCGACCUGUCGUCAUUCGAGGAACAAAGUGAAGACGACGGGCUGUCCGACUCUUCUGAGGAGGGGGAGCUUCCAUCAGAUGAUCAAGAUGAGAAUGCAGAGAAGAAGCCGACAGACGCAGAAGAAGUGGAGCGCAAACCUCGCCGCAAGGCCUACGUUCACAAGCCCUUCCUUUACUCCCGUUACUAUAGCGACUCGGAUGAUGAAGUCACUGUGGAAGAACGAAGGAAAUCUGUGGCAAAGGACAAAGAGGAAAGGCUGCUCAAGAGACAACAGAACAGAGAGCGAAUGGAAGAGAGGCGUAAACAGAAAGCAGCACAGGCCGAAGAACAAGAUCAGAAAAUGCAGAACCUCCCCAGAGCCAAAGAGGCUCGCAAGGAGAGGAAAGUUCUGGAGAAAAAAGUGGCUCUCAACAGGAAGAGGAAGCUAGACUCAAGGAAAGACGGAGAGGUUUCAAGCAGAAAGAGAGGAGAUACGGAAGGAUCCAAGAAAGCGGAAUUAAGACCUACACCUUUAAAGCCUCCACAACCGAAAUUAAUGAGAAACCUAUCAGAAUCAGCUUCGUCUGAUGAGUGGAACAGAAGGGUGAGCGGCAGCGUCUCGGAAGACUCCAGUGAACCCAAAAAGCUCUCUGAAAAAAGCCGGACACACUCCUUCAUCCUGGAGCUGGAGCAAGGUUCCCAAGAGACUCUCAAACCACGCACCAGUGGGAAAUUUGAUCGGUUGUCCCGUAAGGAACUUCACCCUAAAGAACGCAAAGACAAAGAACGCAGCUUGUCAGAUGAACGUUUCAAACUCAAACAAAAGCAGGAGAAAAAAUCAGAACAGCAGGCAGAGGAAUCUCAGCAGAAGGAAGCUGUUAAAGUGUCCUCUGAAGACAAAGGGGAGAAGAAGCCUAAGAUUAAAAGUGAGAAGAAAAUGACCGGGACUACAAGAGAGGGGAAGUCGUCAGAAGCUGUGGCAGAGGAGGGUCCUAAAGAUGCUGCUGUCAAGAAGGCAAGAGCUCCAUCUAUUGAUACUGUUAAAACAGAGAAGGACAAAAUAAGGGAUAAGGGUAAAGACAAGGUCAAGGGAGAGAAAGCUUCAGCGAAAAGUGAAUUCAAGCAGCUGCUCCGCCACGAUUCUGCCGGCUCUUCUGAGGACCGGUCAGACCUGGAGCCGGGGUCCGACAGCAGCAAGAGGAAAGAUAAACCCUCAAAGGAAGUCCUGAAAAGGUCAAAGAGCCACACUGAGAACAGGCCAGGAGACAAACCCAAAUCUAAAACUGAAGGUAAAGACAGCGAGAAGGAGAAGAGCAAAGCAGAUCAAGACAGCCAGAGAUCAAUCAAGUCUGGCUCUGAGAUGGACAAAGAUUCAAAAAGGGUCAAGCCCACAGAAAAAGUUAGAACCGUGGAUAAAUCUAAAUCAAAAUCUAAAGAGGAAACAAAGACUCCAUCGUUAUCGAAGACGGAUAAUAAAGUUCAGAGUUCAGCAGCAAAACCUGAGGCGUCAAAGGAGAAGAGAAAAGAGGUAAAGGAACAGCCAAAGGUUUCAGAGGAGCUUCCCCAGGAGAAAUCUGAAAUCAAGACUGCAAAGAAAAAAACAGAGAAGAAAGACAAAGUCCCAGAAAAGACAGACGAUAACGAGGAGGAGAAGAAAACCCCCAGAGAAGACAAAUCUUCAAAGUCUUCAGUGUCCUCACUCGACGCAGAGGAGCAGCCGAAGAAACCUUCCCUUCUGCAGGAAACCAGCACCGACUCGGACCCCGUCACCACCCCCUACUCAGACGAUACCUGCGACGCACUGAGCGACAUCACCCCCGAGCCCCCCGAGGGCGACACAGAGUCCCGACUCAGCGAGAUCCCCGUCCUGCCCGCCGAGGCCGACGCCCUGCUGGCUCUGAUGGACGUCUGUGCUUCAGCCGAGGCCAGACUCCCCCACGAGGAGCCGGAGACCCUCCUGCAGGACGCUGAUCUGAUGAAGGAGGCCGCUCUCACUCUGCUCUCCAUGGAUCCUAAAGGUGCCUCCAAAAUAAUUCCCCCGAAUAAAGGGGAGGCACCAAAGGAAAGUCAGACGGCCCGACAACUGGAGGAAAGUCCUGAAGCUGAACCAAAAGAGCAAACGGCUGCUGAAGCUGAGCCGUCUCCAGCUGCUGUCGUUGAGCCGUCUCCAGCUGCUGUCGUUGAGGAACCAAGCACUGCAGAUGUGUCGGAGUGUUCAGAGAAAGAAAAGGAUGUGGGAAAGGACUCUCCUGCUCCACAGGACGAUGAAACUACUUCAAAUCAAUCUAUUUCAAAUAUGGAUGAAGCUAAAACAACUCAAAUUCCUGAGAAACAGCUAGAUGGAAACACGGCACCGGCAGCAGCAUCAACUACCAACGAAGAUGCUGGUACUUUAGUGUCAGAAGAAGUUGGAGAAACCACAGAUGAAAGCACUACUGCAGUUGAUACCACUGAACAAGUCUCAGAUAUUCCUACUGAACAAGUCUCAGAUAUUCCUACUGAACAAGUCUCAGAAGUAUCCACUGAACAAGUCUCAGAAGUAUCCACUGAACAAGUCUCAGAAGUUUCCACUGAACAAGUCUCAGAAGUUUCCAUUGAACAAGUCUCAGAAGUUUCCACUGAACAAGUCUCAGAAGUAUCCACUGAACAAGUCUCAGAAGUUUCCACUGAACAAGACCAAACUGAGAGUGCAGAGGUUGUAGACACAAAGACGAGCCCGAAGGCCGAGGAAGUGGUAGCUGAUGACGACCAGGACAAGAUGGAUGUAGAUCAUAGUGAAGCUGAGAGUAAGACAGUGGAGGAAGGAAACGUUGCCACAGAAAAGAGUGAUCUACAAACUAUGGAACACAAUGCACCGCAGAAGACUGAGGAGAUCAGAGAAAGUGGAUCAGUGGGUCAGUCCGUACUGGUCAAACAAAUUAGUAAUGUCUCCAGUACAGACAGCCAGGAAGAUGAGAAGGGGUCAGAUCUGUCAGAAAAGGAAGAGAAGACGGAGGGACGAGGAAGACGUAAGCGAAAGCUGUCCACUCAGAAAGUUGCCGCAGUGAAGGAAUCUGGUGAUGAGAGGGAUGAAAAUGAAAGUAAAGAGCAACCGUCUGUUGAGGAAACGGACCAGGAGAAGGUUGUGGAGGUCAGGACGCCUCGCAGGGGUCGAUCAUCCAAAACCAGCGAGGAGACCGAGAAGGAGCAACCUAAAGAACCUGAGAAACCAGAGGAGACCCCGAGCCGCGGGAGGAGGCGCUCAGGAGCGGCUGCCAAGGAACCCACCUCUGCUGAUAAUCAGAAGAAUGAGGAGAACAAAGACGAGAAGAGCACCGAGACAGAAGAGGCAACAGCAGAAGAAAGUGGACCGAGGAAAUUAACACGGCGAGGAAGUCAAGUCGCUCUGCCGUCGACUGUUCCAGAAGAAUCUGCCGCUGCAGGAAGCUCCGACUCCAAAGACGCCACACGUAAACCAGCGGUGAAGAGGAAGAGGUCCGAGGAUACGGAGGAAUCUGUGGAGGAAACUCAGGCUGAAGAGGAGGAGAAGAACGACUCCAGUCAACAGGAACCAAGUGAACAACCUGAAGAAGGCAGUGUUUUGUCCCCUGCAGCGAGCCAGGCAGAGAGUGAAGAGGAGAUCUCCAGCGAGAAGAAACCAGACGAUGUUGAAGAGGAGGACCAGGAGGCGACUCCAAAGAGAACCGGUCGGAGGGGACGGCCGUCAAAGUCAGCGGCAGCCCCCGAGGAUCCAGAUAAAAAGGAAGGAAAGGCAGACGAGAGCGAGCAGAAUGAUGAUGAUGAGGAGGAGGACGAUGAAGGGGAUAAAGAAGACGGAGACAAAAGAAACGCAAGGAGAGCAACGACGCGAUCUGCAGCUCGCCUGGAGGCCGAGAAGAACAAGCCGAGUAAACCAUCCACCCGGGCGAACCGGCAGAACGGCCAAGAGGAGAGCGCAGCUGGCACACGCGGGACGAGGGGCCAGGCAGCAGCAGCAGCAGUGAAGGGGGGCCGCAAACGGGAGGCCAGCCCCCCUGCUGUGCGAACGCGGGGAGGACAGAAAUCAGAGGAGCCCCCGUCCAAGAGAGCCAAACGCUAAAGCCUCAGACUUUCUGUUUGCCCCGGCGGCGUUUUCGCUGCACUCCAUAUUAUUAAAGUCCGUUCUGUUGCCGGGGGGUCAGAGGGUCUCUGCAGUCCGUUAGCAUGUCGAGACGUUUCUGCUUCACUGACUGCAGAUAUUGAAAAGCUCUGGAUAGUAUUAAUCUGAUGGUUGUGUGUAAACCUGAGGAUCUGUGCGGGAAUCCCCCCAGAAUACCUUCUACCGCACUACGCCCAUAUGGUUUGCAUCAGACUUCAUCAUCCCACCGUUUAUUCAGUAAUGCCCAGCGAGUCAGAGUGUUCCAGCCCAAUCUCAGGCCUAACAGCAGCCCAGUCCUACCUUCAGGUAAAGAGGUUCAAAUCUCCGUUCCUGCUGGGACUUUGUGUAAAUUCAAACACUUACAUAGAAAUCAUUGUGAAGCGUCUUAGCAGUCAUUGGGAGUUUUUCAAUAUUCAUUCUGUGAAUGAAAGGAGAGGUUUUCCCUCCCAGUCUUUUUUAAGAUGUAUUUUUGUAUACUUUUCACACGGUAAGGGACACGUAUUAGUUUGUUUUUAAAUAACGCCAGUAUUAGCAUCAGACAGGAAAAACCUCGAACAGUGACUUUAUGAACUGAAUCUACUUCAUGACACAAGUGUAACAAAGAACAGUUUGUUGGUGUCAAACUCAUGUGAUCUAGUUUUGUGUAUUUUGUUAACUGUAUAUCAAUAUAAUGGUGUUAGAUGUUGCCUACCUGUCAAUGUAAAGACAUUUUUUUAUAAAUGUAAAAAUACCUAA